CAGCAUUCCGACCGUUUUUCCCCCACGUCCACAACAGACAACGAAACAGCGUGCAUGCACAAAGCGACGGACCAGCACAGUUGACCACAAUGCCUUCUGUCCACCACAUCCUGACGACGCUGAAUGCGCCGUUGGAUGAGGAGCAGCUAUGGGCGCUUGCGUUGCUGCUGGGCGCGCACAUGGAUGCCCUGAAACCGUCUUUCCCAGACCUGAGCGAUCCGCAGCACCUCACCUUCCUCAUCAACGCCAACACCGCCAUCAUCGAGCCGUCCGGCCACGUCACCUUGGACAUGUCCACCCUUGGCAACGAAGAUCAAACACUCCCGUUCCUGGCAGACGAGGUCAAGGAGCGACAGCCCUCCACUGACCUGGAAAAGGCGCACGUGUUCAGCAUUGGCGCGCUUCUGUUCACGGCUGCCGACUUUUCACUCAUGGAGGACGAAGAGCCAUCGCUCAGCGAGGAUCUUGAGGCAUUGAUCACCCAGAUGACUGACGAAUGCAUGGAGGACAGACACACACUCGAGGCGGCCAUCCAGGCGUGCCGCGCGCAUGUGGAGGACAAUGAAGCCGUUGAAGUGUUGAAGGACCUUGUUGCACUCGCCAUCAGCAUUGAGAAGGCGGACGGGCAAAUACCGGCCGAGCUGCUGAGCGGGCGAGCAACAACAUCGAGCUCACCUGACAGCGGAUAUACACAGGACGCGACGGCCUUUGACGAGACACGAGACCUGCACGCAUCACUCAUGAGGGAGAUCCAGGCCAAGCCAGACCUCAAGGAUGGGUCGAAGCGUGCGUUGACGGGGCCUGCGCCGUACGUGACACCACACGAGCAGCUGCUGGACGACAUUCGCCGAUCAUCCGUUGCUUCGCUCAACAAAACACCAGCGCCCACGCCCACGCGCCUCUCACACAGCACGCCAGACACGCACGCGGCUGACACGCUGCCCACACGUGGCGCGUACAGCCGUCACGGGUACCAGCAGCACGGCAGCGCUCGCUCACAAAUGUCGUCGCACGGUGGCACGCCCCUUCGCCUGUCGACAGCGGCAUCAACAGAGUCACUCCCCGGUGCACACCAGCACACGCACUCGCAGCGGCAGUCGCUUGCUGCUGCGUCGCAGCACAACCGCAGCACAGCCAGCAUGGGCACCCCUGGCUAUGGCGGUGAUAGUACCCAUAACGGUGGUGGUGGUGGUGGUGAUGGAAGGAAGAAAAGAAUGCCUGUGCGGCUUGCGCUGGAUUCGAGUGCACUUGGUUCCAUCCUGGGUGGGCUGGACGCAACGACACAGGUGAAGCUGGCAUUUGCUGAACAGCAGGCCAAGACCCCCACCGCGUCGUCGCCCGCACACAACCGCACUGCCAGCGGCAACAGCGGCAGCAACCACGAGAGAACGGGGCAGGCUGACGCGCAUAGCAGCAGUGGCAGUCGUGGCGGUGAUGGCGGUGAUGGUGGCGGUGGUGGUGAUAGACCAGCAACGGCCGGGGUGCGUGGAAGUGGUCGUGGUGGCGGUGGUGGUGAUGGUGAUGGCAGCAAUCUCAUACCAACGACUCGCCAGUCGCUGUCAGGACAAUCAUCCUUGUCAUCGCCAUCAUCACCGUCGUCGUCAUCAGCCGUGACGCUGCCGGCUCGCCCCUCCACCGCUUCAUCGUCGCUCUCGCACUCACAACAACGACAACAACAGCAGAAUGGAGGGACACCGCCGAAACCACAAGAAGAGUGCAGUUUCGUUGGCUUUGAGGAACACCGCCACAUCUCCACCACGCUCUUCAAGGCGGAGUUGGAUGAUCUCAUGUACCAAAACGAAAAGCAGUACAAUGCGAUUGCGCAGAAGAAGCUGUGCCCCAUAUGCCGAAAAACACGCUUCACGCUGCUGACACGCGGACGGGAGUGCCCAAUGUGCACGCGCUUUGCUUGCCGCGACUGUCGCAGCGAUGUGACAAUGCCCGCACACAUGCGCGCAACACCCAGCGCUGACAGCAGCAGCAGCGGCAACGGCGCAACCACGGCGAGCAGCAGUAGUGGCAACGGCAGCGGUAGUAGUCACGUGACAAGUGUAUCAUCAAGUGCAGGCAAGCCGUUCACAAUCAACCUGUGCAACGAGUGCAAGAAGCAGCUGGGCGGGAUACGCACCAAGAGGAUGUAAGAUGGUCGGUGAAGCGCAGAGACCAAGUGGUAGUGGUGGUGGCGGUGAGGAGGAGGAGGAGGGGACUACUGCAGAGGGAGAGAGAGUGUGUGUGAG
Messenger RNA from Salpingoeca rosetta, 2237 nucleotides. RefSeq lists its product as uncharacterized. Gene Ontology annotation, molecular function: actin binding. The transcript has 12 exons. The record is from RefSeq and is a predicted model, not a curated record. Bases 90 to 2141 code for a protein of 683 amino acids. Gene Ontology annotation, biological process: Golgi vesicle transport; intracellular transport; cleavage furrow formation. NCBI's taxonomy places the organism in Eukaryota, Choanoflagellata, Craspedida, Salpingoecidae. Gene Ontology annotation, cellular component: cytoplasmic vesicle membrane; cell cortex.